GUCACCCCGUGGAAGAUAGACUUUGACUUUGCACCUCUCUCGGGAAGAAGGUCGCUGGGUUGUCCUGUCGCCAUGUCUUUUCGAUUUUCCGGGGGUUCCAGGGUCUGUUCUCGAGCCGGGUCUGUCAGGCUGUCCAGGGGAGGGGCAGGCUUUGUGGCUGGGAAUGUGUGCGUUGGGCCUGGAGCUGAGAGCAGUUUCUCUUGCACCCUUGGGGGCAUCUCCUCUGGAGGAAGCUUUGGCAACGGCAACGAGGUGUCAGGAAGGGCGAACGGCGCUGGUUUCCUUAACAACGAGUCUGGGCUUCUGUCUGGGAAUGAGAAGGUGACCAUGCAGAACCUCAACGACCGCCUGGCCUCCUACCUGAACCACGUGAGCGCCCUGGAGGAGGCCAACACUGACCUGGAGAAGAAGAUCGAGGACUGGUAUGAGAAAUUCGGGCCUGGCAGCGGUCGUCGGCUCGACUUUGACUACAGCAAGUAUUUCUCGGUCAUCGAGGAUCUGAAAAGACAGAUUGCUUCUAUGACCGCCUGUAACGCCAACCUUAUUCUUCAAAAUGACAAUGCCAGGCUCACAGCUGAUGAUUUCAAGAUGAAGUAUGAAAAUGAGCUUGCUCUACACCAGAGUGUUGAGGCCGACACCAACGGUCUUCGCAGAGUGUUGGACGAGCUGACGCUUUCUACGACCGACUUGGAAAUCCAGUGUGAGGCUCUGAGCGAGGAGCUGACAUGCCUCCAAAAGAACCACGAGGAGGAAAUGGGAGUCCUGCAAAACGCAUCAGGGGGGACCAUCAAUGUGGAGAUGAACGCGGCCCCCGGCGUGGAUCUAACCGCCAUGUUGAACAACAUGAGGGCUGAAUACGAAGAUCUGGCUGAGCAGAACCGCAAAGAUGCGGAGGCCUGCUUUAAAGAGAAGAGCGCGACGCUGCAGCGACAGAUUUCAGAUGAUGCAGGAGCAGCCACGGCGGCCAGAAACGAGCUGAUGGAGCUGAAACGCAACCUGCAGACUCUGGAAAUAGAACUCCAGUCCAUCUCAGCGAUAAAACAGUCCUACGAGAGUUCCUUGGCUGAGACCGAAGGGAAUUACUACGCUCAACUCCAGCAAAUCCAGGAGCAGAUCAGGGGGCGGGAGGAGCAGCUGCAGCAGAUCCGAACUGAGACAGAGGGGCAGAAGCUGGAGCAUGAGCAGCUUCUGGGCAUCAAAACGUGUUUAGAGAAGGAGAUUGGCAUGUACUGCAACUUACUAGAUGGAGAGGAACGAAGAAGUGAGUCCACAUGCUACAAGGCAAAGGACGGCAAGCCUGCGAAUGAAGUCAAUGACUCAACAGAAGAGACGUUUGUCAGAACUGUGGCUGAGGAGCUAGAUCAACUCGGCAGCCUCCUUUCCCUGAGAGUGCACUCGGUAGAAGAAAAAUCUUCUAAAAUCAGCAACAUUACCAUGGAGCAGCGGGUGCCUUCCAAAGCCCUGUAGUGACUGAAAGAUUGUUCUUAAAACAAAAGGCUGUCUCUGCAAAAUUCCAGUGGUCAAGUAACAUAAGAAAAUGAUCUGUGCUUGUUCUUAAAACUCCUCAGAGGACUAGACUCGGGUUUCCUUUCCCCACUUGUCACACUGUCAUAGGUAAUACAGACGGAGGUGCCUGGACCCUUCCUGGACAGAGAAAAGAAAUCUGCGGAAAGCCAUUAUGAAGCCAAUAUGAAGCAGAGUUGGGGAUUUACUAAAAGACAUUUCUAACUUGGAUCUGAAACGCGGGUCCAAAGAGAGGUGUUCAGGAAAGAAUGAGGUGUACCCUAGCAUGGGCUUGGGCUUUUUUUUUUUUUUUUUUUUUUUGUAGGUUUUUAAGACAGGGUUUCUCUGUGCUAACAGCUCUGGAACUUUAUUGACCAGGCUGGCCUCGAGCUCACGGUGAUCUGCCUGCCUCUGCCUCCCCUCCAAAGUGCUGGGAUUAAAGGCGUGUGCCAUCACCGCCCGGCAAAUACUUUGGCGUCUCUAUCACAGGUAUGUGUAGGAGUUUGCUGCUUCUCAAGUUAUCUCUCCACAGGUUACAAGAAACGCCCCUCCUGUUUCUUUAACAUUGCUCGAAGGGCACAGCUAACACGGUUAAAAGUUAGCAGAAUUUCCUUCUGUAAGGAAGGGUAGAAGAUGGAGCUAUGGGGCUGUUGUUUAGAUUGAGGCGUGAGAAGGGGUUGGAGGUUCUAAGUACGUACAGUUCAGCUAGACAAGGUGUCUUUGGGGAAAGUCAUGCUGUCUCUCGGGCCAUUUGGGCUUCACCAGGGAUUUCUGAAGUUUCUGACCUUUCUCAAGAGAAAAGGCCAGUCAUACUCUAAGCCUUUCCUUCCAUGUCACCAUAAUGUUCCUAUCUGUCAAACCCGCCCCAAUACUGUUGUAAGCCUUUCCAGGAAAUGAGACAGUCUUGGUAGUUUUUAUUUUUAUUUUGUGAACCUUUAGCCAUCUCAUGAAGAGUUCUUCUAUUGCAAAUUUUGUUUGUUGGUUUGUCUGUUGUUGGUUAUUUGUUUGUUUUUCACAGAGACAGGGUUUCCCUGUGUAGCUCUGUC
This is a messenger RNA of Alexandromys fortis (reed vole), 2549 nucleotides long. Its product is annotated as keratin, type I cytoskeletal 26. Lineage: Eukaryota; Metazoa; Chordata; Mammalia; Rodentia; Cricetidae. The record is from RefSeq and is a predicted model, not a curated record. Gene Ontology annotation, molecular function: structural molecule activity. Bases 73 to 1467 code for a protein of 464 amino acids. Gene Ontology annotation, biological process: intermediate filament organization; epithelial cell differentiation. Gene Ontology annotation, cellular component: cytoskeleton. The transcript is spliced from 8 exons.